Molecule: messenger RNA, 729 nt
Organism: Caenorhabditis briggsae
Lineage: Eukaryota; Metazoa; Nematoda; Chromadorea; Rhabditida; Rhabditidae
Exons: 4
Coding region: 1-729 (242 amino acids)
Source: RefSeq, a predicted model, not a curated record
AUGUUCUUGCAGUCUUUCUCAUCUUCAUCAUCUUCAUCGCUCGUCGUCAUCAUGCCAAAGCCAUCGUUCAAAGUCGUGGGACACGAGAUCGCCAACUGUCAAAGCGUCGAGGCUCCACUCUUCCAAAUCGAAAUUGGAGGAAAAAUUUUGAAAAAGUGGGAGCACGAAAUGACGUAUGAUCAACGUCAAAUUCUGGAGGCCUAUCGCCAAGAGAAUUGCCAAGAGGCGUAUGACGGAGAAGCCGAUUUUAAUAUAGACACAAUCUAUGCCCAUAGAUAUGUCAAAGGAGUCAAAUGGUUCCUCAUAUCCUUCGAAGGAUUCGGAGAGCCUUUCUGGCGAUAUUGGAAAGCCGAAUUUGAGUUGGGGGACUGUCGCCCACUCAUUCAAAAGUACGAGAGGAAAAUUGAGAGAACCAGAGGCCGUCGUGCUCGCUCCUCGACCAUUCGAUCGACGCCAACGAGUCGCCGCUCGGAAAGCCGCGGCACGGCAAUCCGCCGCUCGAGCUCCUCCGAGGAAGACAUCGAGAUGUCGGACCAAGAAGUGGAGUUGACGGACAAAGAAGUUCGCAAGAUUCGCAAAAGAAACUCUUCACUCUUUGUCUAUGAUAGGAGCAGAUUCACAAGUGCUCCAUUGAAGAGGAUGAGAAUGGCAGAUGGAAGCUGGAAGACGCUCCCAUGGGAGAAGCCUGAGGGCUGGGUGGACAUCCCGCUCAAAUAUUGGAGAGUGUAA